UUUCCUCUGUUCUCCUUUUGUGCGCUGUUACAGAAACAGGAAGUUUUUUUAAACCAAAAGACAAUUACAAGCGCUCUCAGACCAGUGACUGAUACGAGAUCAAAUAGAGGUCUGAUUGAAACUUGGCUAAUUUAAUUUUCACCAUGGAGCUAUACGAGGAAGCAGUAGGCUACCUAAAAGACGUGGAUAUUUCUGUGGAAUCAACUGGAAUAUCAGUGGAAUCAAGUGCAAUAUCGUCGCAGCUGUUGGAAGAUGUGUUCGCAGAGGAAGAUUUUCUUCAGAGCCCAAUGCGAAAAGAGAGCUUCUCGCUUCCAGAUGUUGGAUCUAGACAUGGCAGAAGCACAUCCGAGAACAUGCUGGAGAGGAGACUGGCGGUGCUCAGAGGUAUCUUGGCCAGCGAAGAGCGUUACCUGAAUGAACUGGAAACAUUGUUGAUGCCCAUGAAGGCCCUCAAAGCCACAGCAGGGACCUCCCAGCCGGUGCUGUCCUGCCAGGAGAUCCAGACGGUCUUCUUCCAGGUCCCAGAGCUGCUGGCCCUCCACAGAGACUUCCACCAGGCCCUCAAGGAACGCCUGGAGGGGGCCACAGGUGCGGAAGAGGAGAGUGAGACCCUCUACAGAGACCCUCUACAGAAUCUACAGACCCUCUCCAUGGAACAGGAGGAGGAACAGGAGCCAGUGGCAGAGCCAGACAAAGAUCAUCAUCUGUUGACUGUGGGAGACCUCUUCCAGAGGCUGGUUAGCCAGUUGGCCACAUAUGGUGGCUUCAUUGAUAACUAUGAGAAUGCGGUGGAGGUGGUGAGGAGGUGCACUCAGGCCGAUCUGAGGUUCAGAACACUAGCAGAGAGCAUGAAAUCAAGGAAAGCCUCGGACAGCUCCACGUCUGAAUACACAUUUGAAGCACUCUUGUACAAGCCCCUGGACCGUGUGACCAAGACCACCCUUGUGCUGCAUGACCUGCUGAGCCACACCCCUGCUGAUCACUACGAUGCCCCACUCCUACAGGAAGCUCUCCGCAUCUCCAGCAGCUUCCUGUCCGGUGUCAAUGAGCCGUCACACUGUAAGAAAGCCGUCACACUGUCCAAGGGGAUGAGACGGCAAUUGGUGCUUGAUGGCUUUGUGGUGUGUUUGUGUGAGAACGGGAGGAGCCUGCGUCAUCUUUUCCUCUACACUGACUUGCUGCUGUGUGUCAAGUUUAAAGGGGGUACGUUGGGGAGGCACUCCCAGUACCGCUACUGCUGGCACAUGCCCCUGUUUGGCCUGCAGCUCCACUGGGCAGGAGAGCUGGACUACCAGCCUGACAUGCAGCAGCGUAUCAGCACCAUGAAGGCCAAGAUGUACCAGCUCUGUCAGGCUCUCAGACAACAGAGGCGAGGCUCGCAUUCCCGCUUUGUGGAUCGCAUCCGAAAGAGGCUCCAAGAGUGUGAGCUUUGGCUUCUGACACACUCACCAAACCUCAGCCUGGAACUCCACAGCACGAGUGGCAAGAGUCACACUGUUCUGAUGUCGUCCCUGUAUGAGCUGGAGGAAUGGAGGGAGCCCAUCGACAGACUCAUAGGAGACAAUACAGACACAGUUCCCCCAGAUCUGCUCACUCUCACCAACUCUUGUGUGAAGCUCAGAAUGACUCAACAGCCAAACCUACAAAGCCUUUUGCCUGGUGGUGCGGGCCAGUCUCUCUGUGGUACGCUCAGUGUGGUGGUGCACUCCGCUUGUGGUCUGCAGCAACCUGCUUGUAUGUGGGUGCGUGUGGAGGUAGAUGGGUUUGAUUUCUUCAGCACUAGUGAGCAGACUCACUCCUCUCUAAGCAGCCGAGAACCUCAGUGGAACCAGGAGCUCUCGUUCCAGGUGGAUGGAGCUAAGAAUCUGAGAGUAGUGUGUAUCACCCAAUCGCAAAAGGGCCCAGACGACACGGUAGUGGCCCGAGGCUCUCUCAAGCUCGAUCCAAGCAUCACGCAGAAGUGGAAGAAGCUGAGCCUAACCAUGGGCCAUCUGCAUCUCACCUUAUCAAUCAAAUACUCACCACAUCCGCUGGGCCCCCCCAGCUCCACCAUCGCCCAACCCCUGCCAGUCUUCUGUGUUCCUAUCGGAGUUGUGGCACAGCAGGAGGGGGUUCUUGUUCCCCAUGUGGUACGCUGGUGUGCGGAGGAGGUGGAGCGGAGAGGAUUGGGAGAGGAGGGCAUCUAUAGGACGUCUGGCUCAGCAAAGGAAAUUCAACUCCUUAAACACUCAUUUAACACAAAUCUGAGGGAGGCUCUGAAAGAGGUGCGGUCUGCUGAGGUCAAUGUGGUAUCUGGGACUUUAAAACUCUACUUCAGGGACCUUCCAGAGGCAUUGGUCCCUGCAGAUCUUUACAAGAGUCUUAAGAACGCACUGGAUCUCCCUGACCUGGUCUCCAAACAGGGUGCCUUGUUAAACAUUUUGGGGUUGUGCCCGGCUGCCAACCGGAAUACUCUUCUCUACCUGUUUCACCAUCUCAAGAGGGUGUCAGAGAAGAUGGAGGUAAAUAAAAUGUCUGUGAUGAAUCUGGCGACAGUGUUCGGGCCAAGUCUCUUGCGUCCCCCUGUCCCUCAAAUAGACAUCUCCGAGGAAGUGGUGGUGCAGGUGCAAGUGGUGUUCUUUUACCUGCAGUGCAAUGACCUACCCACACCUCUUUUGACUCUGCCACUGGACACUGAGGAUGAACAGGAUACUGCCAUGUAAACUAGAAUUCAAACCGGACUGAGGUGUGCUUUUGUGUUGUAUACAGUCCUUGUAUUUAUUAAUUACUGUCCUGUAAUUACAUUUCAAAUUACAAAACUAGGCCUAUAUUUUGUAUUUUAAGUUGGCUCAUUUGUUUUGUUACACUUACUGUAUAUUCUAUUCUAUUAACAUGUGUUGUUGUUUCUCUAGUAACAUGUUGCAUUAUGAACGAUUAAACAGUUUCAACUAAAAUUUCUCUUCUGACAGUCAUGUAACUGAGGUACACACAAAUACAACUAAAAUCUGAGCAUACGCUAUAGAAAUUACACAGUUAUCAUUGGUCAACA
Molecule: messenger RNA, 3028 nt
Organism: Engraulis encrasicolus (European anchovy)
Lineage: Eukaryota; Metazoa; Chordata; Actinopteri; Clupeiformes; Engraulidae
Product: active breakpoint cluster region-related protein
Exons: 22
Coding region: 144-2702 (852 amino acids)
Biological process (GO): signal transduction; positive regulation of GTPase activity
Cellular component (GO): membrane
Molecular function (GO): guanyl-nucleotide exchange factor activity; GTPase activator activity
Source: RefSeq, a predicted model, not a curated record